Messenger RNA from Cinara cedri, 23836 nucleotides. NCBI's taxonomy places the organism in Eukaryota, Metazoa, Arthropoda, Insecta, Hemiptera, Aphididae. The record is from the annotation of a GenBank genome assembly.
AUGAAUGUCAGUAAAAAAAGAAAAAUAGAUUCUGAAUGUCGUGUAUUUCAGCAUAAAUGGAGCAAUCAAUACUUUGUUAUUGAAAAUAAAGGAAAAGUCAUGUGCCUUGUUUGUCGUGAAUUAAUUUCUGUAUUGAAAGAAUACAAUAUUAAACGGCAUUAUGAAUCCAAGCAUAAAGUUAAAUAUGACUCCUUAUACGGACAGUUCAGAGAAAUUGAAGUUAAUAAACUACAAAAAGCUCUAACCGGAGAACAAACGAUCUUUUCAAAAGUAACUAUUCAAAAUAAAGCCGUUAUUUCUGCCAGUGUGAAUGUAGCUAUGUUAACUGCGAAAGAGGGAAAACCAUUUACAGACGCAGAAUUUGUCCAAAAAUGUGUACUACGCAUGGCCGGUAAUAUUUGUCCAGAUAUUGUACAUAAGUUUGAAGAAGUCCCAUUAUCUGCUCGUACAAUAACAAGACGUAUUGAAAAUGUUGGUGACAAUUUAUUAAAUCAACUGAUAAAAAAAAACCAAAACAUUUCAAUAUUUUUCGUUAGCACUUGAUGAAAGUACAAAUAUUGUUGACUCUGCACAAUACUUCAACAAGAAUUUAAUAAUCGAUUUCAAGAUUUCAAACGACAUUCACAGUAUUUUCAACUACUCGCCAAUCCGUUUAAUAUUGAUGUUGAAGAUAUACCUGUUGAGCUUCAAAUGGAAAUAAUAGAUUUGCAGCCACAAAAUAUCUUAAAAGACUCAUUCAAAGCAUCGCUUUCACUUUUUUUCGCUGAACUUCCUGCCUCAUUUUCAAAAAUUAAAAAUAUAGCUGCAAAAUACUUCAGUAUGUUUGGAUCCACUUACCUAUGUGAACAGGCUUUUUCUCAUAUGAAAAAAAUUAAAAAUCCAUACCGUUCACGCUUAACUGAUGACUAUCUCCACCAUGUACUUAGAGCCAGCACAAGUAAUUUUAAUGUGGACAUCGAAAAACAAUAUUCAAAAACAAAAAUCACAUUAAGCCUAUUAAGCAGUUGUAAUUUCCAUACUUUUAUAUUAUAAUUAUGUUAUUAAAAACUGUAAUUUUAUUUUUAUGUUCUAUUAAUCUAUUAUUUUAAAGUUUUAAACAGUUAUUUUUUUUCUUAGUAAAUAAUUUGGAAUACAAAAUUUUUAUUUUUGUCUGGCCCGCGAACUUUUUUUAAUUUAUGAAUGUGGCCCGGGAGUGUAAAAAGGUUGCCGACCACUGCUUUAGACAAUAAAUAUAUUUUUAUAGUUGAAAAAUGAACAUGAACAGAGAAUAUACUUUCUAUAUAAUUAGAAUUAAAUUCUGAUACCCCACAAUUUUUUUUUUUUUAUUGCGAUUAUUUUUAAAUUUAGUUUUCAAAUAUUGAUGCACCAUUAUCCUGUGCUGAAUAAUAAAAUAAUGAUUACUGAUUGAGCAUAAUUUUUAAAUAUUUUUUAAUGUAUUAAGUAUUUAUGUGUUAUAUUACAGUUAUUGAUUUUAAAAUGUUUAGAAUUUGACUGGUGGUGUAGAAGGUGGUGUUCAUAUGACUGAUGUAACAAAUGCUUCUCGGACUAUGCUGAUGAAUAUACACUCAUUACGAUGGGAUACAACAUUGAUGGAGUAUGUAUCUUUUAUAAAUUCUAGCUGCUUCUAAUAGAUUUGAUAUCUAAAAACAUUUUUAUUUUAAUCAACGUCAAUAAUUUGUUUUUCUUGUAAUAGUUAUUAGUGUCUUUUACUCUUGAAUAAUAAUCGUGCAGAUUAGAAACUAAACGAUAUUUAAUUUUUGUUUUUAAAAUUUUUUAAUAUUUCAUUGUUUUUUUUUAUGUGUGUCUCAUACUAGACUAUUAUACCAUAAAAUUUAUUUUUAAAUGCAAUUUCGAUCUUUUUUUUUUUUUAAUUUCUCUUAAAACUUGAUCUUCUAGAUCAGCGGUUCUCAAACUGUGGUAUGCAAUAGUACAUGAUAGGCAAUAUAGUGAUACUCAAAAAGUUGUAUGGUAACAGUACAAAAAAAAAUUAAUCAAUAUUUGUACAAAUAUUUUUUAAUGUGUCUAAUACUAUUAUAUAUAUUAUUAUUAUAUUGAAUUAUUUUACUGUGUUAUACUAUUAUUGGUUUGAAUUAAAUGUAAAAACAUGAAUAGUUGUUCUAGACAGAUCCAUAAUAGAUAUAAGUAGUAAGUGACAUUAAAAGUUUGAGAUCCUCUGUUCUAGAUCAGUUCUAGAACCCUUUUAUAUCUUUAAAAUCACUAGUUUUUUCAAUUUCAUAUGUUGAUUUUCCACUUUUAACAACAUAUCUAGUUCUUUUCUUAUUAUAUUCAAACCCUAUUAGGGAAUUUUGCAAAUACUCUAGUUUUUGUUAUUCUUCUAACUUUGAUUCUCUAUUAUUCUAUAAAAUUGUAGUACAUAGUUUGAUCAAGAUUAUAUCUUAGACAUUUUCCUGAUUGUAAAUGUCUAGUCCAAAUUUUAUACGUGGCUAACCUGUUAAAAAAAACACUGGUUUUAUUUAAUGGUCAUUAAGGUUUUAAUUUAUAUCAUUAAAUUGUUUUAAAUGUGAAAAUUAAUUAUAAAUAUUUUUUGUAUAAUUCAUAUAAAUAAUAUAUGAUAAUCAUUUAUAAUAUAUAGUCUAUUUCUUAGUUAACCUAUUUAAUAAUUUUGAUCAGUAUAUUAGAUAUUUUUAUUAGAUUGAACUCUUUAAGUAAAUAAUUAAUAAUUAAGUUUAAAGUUAAGUUAAUAAUUUGAUAAGACAAACUUCAUAAUUUAAUAAUAAUUUUUUUUAUAUAAAUUGUCAAGUACUUUUGAACUUUCAUACGAAAAAUAUUUACAAUUACAGUGGAUUCCGCUUAAUGUGGGCAUGUUGGGACCAACCCUGUAUGCCCACAUUAAGCGGCUGCCCAUAUAAACCAAAAUUAGUUCAAAAACACAACAAUUUAUAAUAUCAAAAAAGUUUUUAUUUUUACAAUUGAAAAAAAUAUUACUAUGUAUAUAAAUAAAAUUAAAUAUGUAUAACAUUUGUAUUAAAUAAAAUUACUCUUUGGAUGUGGAUGGUAUACAAAACGUUGUAAUUGUUCGGUGUCUAAGCUGUUUAGUGUGGAUUUGGUUGACAAAAUGGGCACACGCUUCAAGCUUAUCAGAUGGACUAUUUUCGUUACCCUGUUGCAUGAAGAACUUCUGCAACAAAUCAAUGCACUUUUUAGCCUCUCUGGCUGUAACUGGUGGUUCGGUAUCUUCUUCAUCUUCCAACUUCCUUUUUUUAAGAACAUUUUAUACUACAACAUCACAAAUGUCUUCAUUAUUAUCAAAACAAGGAGCAUUUUCAUCAAUGUUUUCAAACUCGUUAUAGUUUUGAAUAAGUAAAAAUUGUUCAUUCAAUUCAGUCAACUCAGGUUGUGGACCAACAAAAUUAGAAAAUCCACAAUGAGCGAAACAAUUCAUAACAGUUGUGCAGCUAACUUCUUGCUAGCUCUCUGAUAUAAACUUUAUGGCUUGCAAUAUGUUUAUUUUGUCACUUUUUUCAUUCAAAGUUAUUUUUAGCCUGUCAAUUUUCCAAUCAUUAGAGGGGGAUUCAUCAGCACUUGCUUUUUCCCCAUGCACACGUUUGAAUUUUAUCUCGUGUCUAUUCUUCCACCUGCUUAACCAACCAUCAGUAGCAAUAAACUGAUUGUUACCUAUUUUCUGGGAUAAUUCUUCGGCUUUACAUUUCAACAAUGGCCCAGACACGCAAUACCGCCACUUGUUAUUAAUGAAAACCAUUCACUUAAGACCUCAUCAACUUCAGGAUCUUUCCCUUCCCGUUUACGUUUUUGAUUACCAGUUUAAGUUGAAUUGAAGUGACUUCUUCUUUGAGCAGUUUCGCCACAGUUGAUUUCGGAACACAUAAUUGUUCAGCAGUUUUACAUUGUGAAGUGCCUGGAGAUAGCGAUUUCACCUUGUCCAAAAUCGCAAUUUUUUCUUAAGGGAGAAAUCUUUUCUUGACAUAUUGUUACGUUGAAAUUCAUGUUAAAAAUGACUAAACACUAAAACUAUAUUGACGCUACAGAGGCGUGUUUUAUUUUUAUCGCAUCUAAUAACAUUUACAGACAUUAAAAUCCCAUCAAGGUUUAAAUGGUAUAAAUGAUUUUUAUUACUUUCGAUAAACACAAUCUCAUAGAUACGAUGAAACCUGAUUAAAUUUAGUUGUUUUUAAAUACAAUAUGUCUAUUUUCUAACGCUAUUAUAAAAUAAAAUUGCCCACAUAAACCGAAUCAAGUGCCCAUAUUAUGCGGUCUUAUUUAACCUUGUUAAUGUACAUUUGUAUUGGGACCAGACCUGUUUGCCCACAUUAAGCGGAUGCCCAUAUUAACCGGUGCCCACAUUAAGCGAAAUCCACUGUAUAAGUAAUAGCCUUUUAUAAGGUAUGGAUUUUGAGUUUAAUUUCUCUGAAUCCAAGUAUCUUCUAAAAUAUUACAAAGCCGUUUACAAAAUUAAGUUGUGUGUUUUGUCAUGUUAAUUUAUUUUAAACAAAUAUUUCUUUCAUUGGGAUAUAAUUAGUAAAUUAUUGAUUGUGUAUGCAUUUUAUUGUUAAGUUUUAUUUUUGUUUAAUACUAAAUACAGUUUAAAUAAUACUUUUUAAAAUAUAACAAAUUUUUUCAUUUUUUCAGAUUUUUUGAUAUACCUGAUGGAGUGUUAUUUCCAGAAAUUCGUAGUUGUGCAGAAGUCUAUGGACAUUUUAUUGAUGGACCUAUUGCCAAAACAUCUAUUUCAGGAGUAAUUAUUAUCUGCCAAUUACAUGAACAUAAUAUUAUUAAAAUUGUCUAUAUUAUUUAUUUUUAUUACAGUGUGUGGGUGAUCAACAAGCAGCAUUAAUAGGUCAAACAUGUUUUUUUGCGGGCCAGGCCAAAAGCACUUUUGGAACUGGAUGUUUUUUGUUAUAUAACACUGGGCGCAAGGUAAUUUUCUGAUAAAACUAAUGUAAUGAAAUUCAUAAUUAAUAAAAAAAAUAUUUAUGUAUUGCAUUAUUCUAUACUUUAUGACAGCAGUCCUCAAUAUUUUAUUAGUGUGACUCAAAAAUAUUAAAUUAAACUUUUUGCGGCCAUAAAAAAAAAAAAUGAUCAUGUUAAUUGAAAUCAUAAUUUGUAUUAAUAACAUUCUUGUUUUUUAACUACUCUUUUUUACAAUAUUAUACAAAUUAAUUUAAAUACCUACUAUUAAAAAUUAAUAUUUUAAUUACUUCCUUGAUUUUAGACAUUUUACACAAGUUCUUCAAUAUUAAGAUGAAUAUUAUGUGAUAGUGUACAUUACAUAUUGUGUUGAGAGGAUCAAAGUGAUUUCUGUAUUCUGAUUCUUUAAAACUUCUAAAACAGAAAACCCAACUUCACAUUGAUAUGUUCUUGAGAUGGUAGUUAAGCAUUUUCGGAUUUUGUUGACAAAAUAGAUUUGUCUUUGAGCUAUACCCAAAAUUUAAUUAGACAGUUAGAUGAAAAAUAUAAAAUAGUAUAUGAAACACACUUCCACUACUCACCAUAGUACCUCCAUGACCCUAAUUUACCCACGACCCAAAUUUGGUCUAGGAGUUUAGUUUAUUAUGUAAUAUUAUGUAAAUUAUUAUGCAAUUUUGUUCAACAUUUUGCUAUCCACAUUGUCAUAAUAUAAUUUUGUGUUUUUUUUUUGAUACGCCAUUUAAUUCUCUCAGUGGAUGAAUUCAUAUUAUGUUAUUUUAAUGAAGUUGAAAUUCUGUUGUUUCAGCCUGUGAUCUCUGACCAUGGUCUUUUAACUACUGUGGCUUUUAGGCUAGGCAAACACGCAGAUCCCAUUUAUGCUCUUGAAGGUUCAGUAGCUGUUGCUGGAUCAGCAGCCAAAUGGUUGAUAGAAAAUAUGCACAUGGUGGAUAGCUACCCCAGUAUAUCCGAAAAAGCAGAAUCUGUAGAAAACUCAAAUGGUAUUCAUUUUGUUCCUGCCUUUUCAGGCUUGUAUGCACCAUACUGGAAAAGUGAUGCUCGUGGGUUAGUAUACAAAUAUUAUGCAAUGUAAUAUACAAGGUCUAAUAAAAAAGUAUCAAUACUGAUAGUAUUACUUGUAAACCAGUGCUUGUACAUGCACCAAUAUGAACUAUGCGCAUGGCAUAGUAAUCAACCUUUAAGUGAAGCAAAGUUUAUCUAAAUUUAUUAUUAAAAAAUACUUUUUUCUUAGUUAUUUUACAAUAUAUAUCCAUAAUUAUAUAGUACAAUUAUAUGUACAUAGUUAAGUAAUUAGUGAAAAUGUGAAAUUAGUAAUGUGGACUGGAUAAGAUUCAGCCCACUGUCCCAGAAGCAUCUUUGUUUAAAUCAUUAAAGAUAAAGUUUUUUAAUGACUUGAUAGUAUAAUCAGGAUACAAGAUAUUCCUAUUUUAUGUAGAAUGUCCAAAAAGUGUUAUUUACAUUGCUGUAUGGCAAUUCAUGGAGUUAGUGGGCUAAAUAUAAGUAUUUAAUUAAAUUUACAUCUCUAUAAUUAUUUUUCACAAAAAUACAAAAUCAAUAACAAAAACCAUAAUAUUGACAUUUACGUUCUCUAGUUUUAAUAACAUUCUCAAUGCACCAAUUAAACAAAAUUGUCUAUCAAAAAUUAUCACCAAAGUUGAUAAUUUUAGCAAAUUUUCUGGUCGAACUCGGAAAACUAUAUUAUUAAUAUAAAAAAAAAAGUAUAAAUGUAUAAGUAUACUGGUCCACAACCUAAAAGAAAUAAGUUUUCACUGCUAAAUAGUUUAUAUUAAUUAUUUUUACUUAAACAUAGUCAAUGCCUUUUUAUUAAUUAGCUUUACCUCUGGGUACACUACUUUGCUUAUCUAACAGCUGUCUGAGUGAAGUUAAUCUUAUCUAUAUCUAAUAAAUUUCCCUACAAUUAAAGGUCAAUAAAUAUGGACAAUCUGGUUUGUGAGUAAUACUAUAAGUUUCAAUUUCUAUUAUUAUAUUUUAUGUUAUACAAUAUACAGAAUGGAAUAAAACAUAUUUAGCAAUAAAUAUUACUGAGUAUCCUGGUAAAAUAUUAAAAUGGAAGGUCUGUCUACACUAUGAAGGUUCACUCCAGUAAAUUGAUUAUUUUACAUUACAGGACCAUCACGGGUCUGACUAUGGAAACAAAAAAUGAGCAUUUGAUGAGAGCAACUCUAGAAGGAAUCUGUUUCCAGGCUAAAGAUGUUAUACGGGCAAUGGAGUCUGACACUGGAAAUCUCAUAAUCAGUUUGAAUGUAGAUGGUGGUUUGUCAGUCAGUGACACAUUUCUAAAAAUUCUCGCCAACACUUGUAACCUUCCUAUUGGUAAAUCUUAUAACCUGUGUUUAUCAAAAUUGUCAAAUUUGCAAUUCUUUUAUAGGAACAUAUUAAUAGUAUUAUUUUUAUUAUUAAAAUGUAUAUAUUUUGAACAGACCGUCCUUCUAUGGUUGAAACUACUUCUUUUGGUGCUGCAUUUGCAGCAGGUUUUGCUGUAGGUGUAUGGAGUAUGCAUAGUAUCAAAUCUGAAUGUGACACCUUUUCACCAACUACAACUGAAGAAGGUAAUCAUUUUGUCUAAAUUGUUGUAGUAAAUUUAUAUUCAAUAUUGAUAUUAUUCUUAAAAAAUAAUUUAUACAUGUAUUAAAUGUAUUUAAAUAAGUAAAAUUGAUUUUAUAUUCAGAUUGUAGCAAAUGAUACAGAUUUCAUUGAUUUCAAUUUUUGGAAACUACCAAAAAUUUUACUCCAAUUGAAAAAUGACAAGAAAUCGACUGUGUUAUAUUUAAUAUUUAGCUUAGUUAUAGUCAUUUUUUGAUAAGUAAAGAAGUCUUUUAAUAAUUGAGAAAAACCAAAAGAUAAAAAAGACAAUUUUUUUUUCAAAUUAUGGGACAAUUUCAUUUUUUAGAAUUUUUAAGAUUGUAUUUUUUUACCAGAAAUCUGUUCACAUUUCUGAAUAGCAUAUUUUCUGAAAGACAUUUUUGUCUUAUUUGUGAGUAAGAAAGUGGUUUAAUUUUCUGUAUCGUUUUUCUUAUAAUUAUGAAAAACCAGGAAAUGCAUUAUGUUUUUAGGAUUUAGGAUUUUAAUUGUUAUUUGGUUAAAAAUUAUUGUAGAGACCUGUAGUUUUCACAAAAUAUUUAUAUUGGACUUUUAUAGAUGUGGGUAAAUUUUUAAAACAUUUAAAUUAUUUUUAGGCUAUUUAUAGGUAUUUAUUAUUUUUAUGUUUUAUAACUUCUAUUUGUUAGGUAUCUGUAAUUAAAAUUAUAUGGCUUAAGAGAAAUGCAUACAAAUUUAACACAAGUUAUAAUAUAAGUUAUGCUUAGUGAUCAAAAAAUUAAUGCAUUAGUUUUCAUAUUUUUCAUAAGUGUUUUAAGAUCAUAGGGUUUAUUAAAAAUCUUAAAAAUUAUGUUAUAUAAAAAUAUUUUUUUAUUCAUUUUUGGGCACAGAUAUAAAUUAAAUAACUUAAUGUAGCCUACAUUCUUAACUUCCCACUUAAAACAGUGGCUGCACAAAUUCCAAAUAUCAGCUGUUUUUAUAUUAUAUUAUUUAUUUGAUUAAACAAUGAAUUUACAAUUAUUUUUAUUUUUACUAGAACAAACUUUGAAGUAUAAUCAAUGGAAAGAAGCAAUUAGUCAGAGUAUAGGGUGGAGCAAAGAUGAAGAAGAUGAACAUGAUUUUGAAACAGUUUUGAAUAAUCUGAAGUAGAUUUAUUUAUUUAUACGAGUAUUUUUAGUGGUUUUUUUUUUUUUAUUUGUGUUCAGUAAAAACUAGAAAUUGAUAAUAUCAUAUUGUAAUUAUGUUUGCUUUUCAAUUAUUAAUAUCUAUUAAUUAGUAAUUAAUUUUGCUCAAAAUAUACACUUAAAUUCAAGAUUUAUAGAUUAUAUUUUAUAAACCUUGGAGUGAAUUAGUAACUAAACCAUUUUAUUUUACAUUGCAUUAGUUGUUGAUAAAUUUAGAAUACCUAAUAAGAUACAGUUACACCUAAUAAUACCAACACAGAGAACUUCCUGGUGGGCCCUUCUCGUGUAGACUUUUAAUUUACUACUUACAUUUGAUUUUUCCUAGUCCUUUUCUCUCAAAUUACUUUUUUUACCAUUGAGAUUUCUUAGUUACUUCAGAAUGUUUAUCAUUUGUAUUUAAAAGUGAGCCCCAUUUAAUUGUUUAAAAUAUAGUAUAAAAUGGGACCCAGUAUGGGAAUGAAUACAGAUAAUCAAAUAUUGUCUAUUGAUUGUCUCUCUAAAAAGUUGCACUAUAGUUUAGGCACCAUUGAUAGAAAAUAAUGAACAAUCAUCUACAGUACACUAUUUGAAUGAUUUGAACUGUUUAUAAUCAUUUUGAUCUAGUAAUUAUAAUUAACAUUAAUAAAUUAAGUAAUACAAAGUAAAAGAAAGUUUUUAAAAUUUAAAUAAUAUACUAAGAAUGUUAUAGAAGUAAAUUUACAAAUCUCAUUUAAUUAAUCAUGGAAUAGUAAUAUAAAAAAAAGUAAAUAAAUAAAUAAGAAUAAUAUAUUAUAAUAUAAUUAAUUAUAUUCUGAUCUAACUUGGUGCAAACAUCUACUGUAGUAAAUUUGUACAUUCAUUGAUGAAUAAUUUCAAUUGAACUUAUUAAAUACAACUACUUUUACAGCAUGGCCUAUGUAAAUAUGAUAUUUUUCAUCUUAAUAGUCAUUUUAAAUGUUCAAUGAUUACAAUGAUUUAUCAAUUAUCUUAUUUCAAUUUAUAUUAAUAAAUAGUUCUUUCUACACUUUUUAUUUCAAGUGAUUCUUAUUUACCCAUAAUGUCAAAUAAAAACAUUUGCUACUCAUACAGCUGUCAAUUUGCUUAACUUGACACAUUAAAAUGUGAUAGAUGUUGUUUACUGAUACAUCAUAAAUGUUCAGGUUUAUCUUUAACCAAGCUUCAGUGUCUAGGAUUAAAAGAAUUACUGGAAUUAAAAAUCCUAAUUAAAAAAAAUGACUUGUUGAAGUCAAUAAUAUGAAAAAUAAUUCAUAUAAAAAUACAAAUUAUUCUGACAAAUCUGUAAUAAAUGAAAUAAACAUGCAAAUAAUCUUAUAUUUUAUAAUGAUCAAUAAAGCAAAUCAAACCAGUCUGAUGAAAGAAUAUCCUUGGAUUCACAUCAUAUUAAUAAUACUAUUUCAAUAAUAUCUUAUAUCAUAAUAUACUUGUUCCAUUAAAGGUCAUUUGCUUUGGGCUUUAUUAGUUUAGUAAACCGCUUUCAAUUAAAACUAGUUUCAUGUGAUGCUUUAUAUGUUAUAAGAAAUAAAGAAAAUUUAAUUUUUCACAGUAAAUAUCUCCACUAAUCAAACAAAAAUCAAAGAGAAUCUACGAAGAAAUUGCGUGAGGAGCUAGCCUCGAAUAUGAACAAUGGUGAAACUGGACUAACCAUCAAAUUUUAUAGUGUUUCCAAAAUUGUCUAGAUAACCAAUACACCAAAUACACAUUACCAAAAUGUUUAAAUCUCCAUGCAUUCUAUUAAAAUGUAAGGAUCUUAGAAUUAAACUAAAUUUUAGAUUCUGAGUGGAGCGAAGAAGCUUAUAGUUUUACAAAGAUAUUUUUUUUUAUUUUUGGGCAUAUUUUCUACCAGAAGACUUGCUUGGAUUUUUACAUGUAGCAACUUUUCUGAAAGGAAAUCAACGUAGGGAGGUCAUUUUUUGAUUAUUUUUUUUCAGAGUUAUUUCAUCAAAUUUAAUUAAACCAGGAUAAAACAUGGGAAAACUGGGAAAUUCUAUACAAAAUUAAACAAAUAUUAUUAAAGAAAAUAUAUAAAGCCUAUUAAAUUAUUUGACUAUAAAAUGACAUAUAUAUUUUUGACAAAGCAUCACUAUCAAUUAAACUCCGCUCAGAAUCAUUUUUUGUAAGUAAUGGUUUAUUGUUGCUUACAGGUAUACAUUCAAUUAUCUUCAACAGUGACCACACCUGUUCCCAUUAUCCUAAGACGUAUUUUUUUUUAAUAAAUUACUUCUCUUUAUAACAAUGAAUGAACAAAAUAAUUAAUUUACUAUAUCAAAGCUGUCCUGGAGAUUUUUUAGCCAUGGUAUCUUCCAACAUUUCUCUUAGCUUUUGUUUUCUCUUGGAAUAUGAGUUACAGCAAACCACGUGAUUGAUUAUUUCCCAUUAUGUGGCCCAGGUAUUCUAAUUUUCGUGUUUUCAGGGUUAUGAUUUAGAUUAUGUCUAAUGUAAAAUAUUUAGAACUUAAAAAUAUUGUCCUAAAAUUUUAUGAAAUCUUAAAUCAUAUUUGUUCCAAAACUAAAAUUAAAUAAUAAUCUAAUAAAUUCUAAUUAUAAUUUAAGAAAUUUAAUUAAAGAUAAAAAACUUGCACACAAAAAGUAUAAAAUAUCAAAUCUUCACUCAGAUUAUUUACAUUUUUCUAAAUUAUGUAAAAAAUAUUAACAACUAUAUCAACAGAUUGACUCAAAUUAUAUAUUAAAAAAAAAAAUAAUAAUAAUAUUAAUAUUAAUAUUUAAUCAUUUUGGAAUUAUAUUUAAUCUCUAAAAAAAUAUAAAUCUAAUAUUCCUCUCAGUUUUCCUACAUGAUUCUAUCAGCUAAUAAUUUGAAUGAUAUUAUCUCAAUUGUUUUUUAAUUAUUUCUCCACUAUUUACCCAAAAAUAAUGUUACUUAUAAUUUAAAUGAAAUUCACAACAUUAUUAUCAUGACCUUAAUUUAAAUUAUACAUCUAUAUCUGAAGGUGAUACGAUUCUCUGGCUUCUCUUACUUAAUGAAAAAUCAAGUACUGGUCCUAAUAGUUCACUUUUUCAAUUUUGUUUUAAAAAAUGUCUUGUCUUUGUUAAAUCUCUUUAUCAUUUAUUUAAUUUUUCUCUUUCCACUGGUGUAUUUUCAAAUGUUUAAUAAAAAUUUUUAUCACUCCCAUUUAUAAAUCCAGCGAUAAAAAUAAUGUUAGAAAUUACCGACCAAUUGCCAAAUUCUCAAUUUUUCCUAAGAUUUUUGAAGCUAUUAUUUCAAAACAAUUAUCAAAUUUACUAAGUAAUUAUAUAAGUCCCAAAUAACACACAGUGUUUAGCUAAACAUUCAAUUUUUACUAAUUUAAUAAUAUAUCAUUAUUUUUUAAUAAGCACUUUAGAUAAAGAGUUUAUCAGGUUGAUUCUAUUUACAUUAACUUAGAUAAAGUUGAUCAUAUGUUGUUAUACCAUAAAUUAAAAUCUUUUGAAGUAGGUGGACAUUUCCUUGAAUGAUUAUUCUUUUCCCUUACUAAUCGAACUCAAGCUGUCAAAACAUUUCAUCUCUUUACUGAUUUCUCUGUUUUAUAAGAUGUCCCUCAAGGUUCUCACUUGGGGCCUUUAUUAUUUUUGAUAUUUAUAAACAAUCUAGGUACCUCUAGUUAUUGAACCAUCAAAUAAUAUAUUGUUAUUUGAUAAUGAUGCCAAACUAUUUUGUAAAAUAAAAUCAGGUAAUGAUCAACAUAUUUUACAAACUAACACAAAUAAAUUUGUUCUUUGGAGUGAAAACAAUUUUAGUAAUAUCCUUUACCCAUAAAAUCAUUCCUCUGUUUUUCAAUAUUAUUUCAAUGAUUUUCCACUAUUUCAAAAACAACCUUAAAUUUAAAAUAAAUCAUAAAACAAUUAUUAAUAAGUCUUACUAAAUACUUGGUUUUAUUAAUAGACUUACAAAUGAUUUUAGAAACAUUACCUGCUUAAAACGCUCUAGUAAGAUCAUACCUCGAAUUUGGUUCUAUUAUCUGGUCAUAUGAUUUUUCAACUUGAAAUAGUAAUGGACAAUAUCCAAUAUAAGUUUUUUUUUAAAAUAUUUUAAAUGGUUUCCUAAAAUCUUAGUCCAAAUUAAUUUCCGUAUUCCUCGUAAACACACUAGUAAUACAGAUUUAUGUAUUGAUCUGUUUUAUAAAACAAAUACUGGUAAAAAUUCAUUCCUUUAUAAAGCUGUUAUUUUACCUAAUUCUAUUUUUACAACACUAAAUUUUUUCUAUAUAUCUUGCCAUUCCUUCAAAACUAAUGCUUUAACUUUAAUUAAUAAUUAAAAUUUAUAUUUUAUCUCAAAUCUGUUAAUUAGAAAUUGAUUUAUAUACUGAUUUAAAAUUACUUUUAUUUACUAAUCAUUUUUAUAUCAUUAUAUAUAUUUUUUUAAUGUUAUGGAAAUUUAUUAUAAUUAAUAUAAUGUUAUAAUAAUUUUUAAAUAGUCUUCUAUGCAUUUUCUGUUACCCAUACUUAUUGUUAAAAAAUAAAGAACAUCUUGUCCGUUGAAUUUAUAAUAAAUAAAUAUGAUUUAUAAUGUAAACAAUUAAAUUUAUUUUCAUUUAAUUAGCUAUGAACUUAAUUUGUUUUAAGUUUUGUCUUGUAUACUUAUUAUUCACUUUAACAUAAUUGAUUAAAAAAAUCUAGACAAAUAUGAUAAUAUUUUUAUAAUAUUUCCAACUAGUUCUGAUUAGUUUUUGACAGGGUCUUGUUUGUUAUAUUCACCAAUAAAUAUGUUUACUUAAUAUAAAUUACAUUUAUAUGAGGACGAAAUUAUAAUUUUGUUGUUAAAAUAUUAUACCUUAAUUUAAAUUUUGUUUUUAUGUAUUUUAUAAAAUGUAUUAAACAGACAGACAUACUUAAGGUACAGCCAUUGUUGUUGAUGUCAUACUAUGAUAAAAUAAUUAAAUAGGCAUUACAUAGAUAUUUUUUUUAAUAAUAUUUGUUAGAUAUAUUAUCAAUUCUUCCGUUUUUUCUACGUUUAUCUCAGUUUUCCCAUGUUUUUUCUCGGUUUUUCACAUUUGGUGGGAAAACUCCUGAAAAAAAAUCGAAAAAUGACCUCUCCAGUCGAAUUUCCUUUUGAAAAAAGUUCUAUCAGUGUAAAUCGGAGCAAAAUCGCUUGUAGAAAAGUUGUUCACAGGAAAAAAAAUGUCGUAAUACUUUUAAAAGUAAGGGAAAGAAAUUUUCUUGUGGUGUUACAUUAAAGAGGUCGUUUUUCGAUUUUCUCUGGAGUUUUCUUAUCAAAUGUGAAAAACUGAGAAAAACGGGAAAAUGUACGAAAUAUAUUAGUCAAAUAUUACGAUUAUUUUUGCUGUGAAUAAGUAUCUUAAGAAAACAGCUAGAAAAAUCAAAAAAUGACCUCCCCAAAGUGCAACCUUAGUCAGAUUUCCUUUCGGAAAAAGUCGGGACACGCCACUGCUCAAAACUGUAACACGUAAUUUGUUAAACCUUGUGCGGCUAUACCUGUAGGAUAAAACAUUACGUUGCUAAGCAACUAGGUAUAUAGAUGAACGUAGAACACAACAAACCGCAGUUAUUACCGAUAGCCAUUCUAUAAAAAAAAAAUUAUUUCGGUCACCGAAAACAUAACAGGAACAGGUUAUAUUUUAUAAUCUGAGGCUCAGUAUAGUCGAUUCAGAUCUUCUUAAUAUUACUCAUCGGAAACGAAUUCGAAACAUGUAAUAACUAUUUACGACAUUUUAAAAAUAUUUUAAUAACUGUUUUGUAUACACUUGGUCGUAAUAUUUUUUUUUUUUUUCACAGGCAAUCUACGUGGAUAGACGUCGACAUAAUCCCACCAAUUAAUUUGCAGACCUACAAUAGUUGCACGACAUUGACCGACGUUCACGGCGACAACGAUAAUAAAUUUGUUGUUGUUGAUUUCGGAUCGGGAACGUCUAACCCUCAAUUAAAAGUACGCGCUCCGCGAUUUACCUAUAGAAUAUCGUACCAUUUUGUUUUCGUGACGCUAUUGUCAACGUUAUAUUAUAUUUCCGUUAGAUUUUUAAAGGGCUAAACCAGACGCAUAUCAUUCAGUUGAACGAAAAGCCGUCGGCUAUCACAACCGUAUACACAGACAACAAGGAACAACGCAUUCCGUGUAAAUAUGUUUCUAUUAUUAUUAUUAUUAUUAUUUAUUUUUUUUUUUUCAUAUCUGCCCACCUAUUUUAGGUAGCUUAUUGGCUAUUAUUUAAACAAAAGUUGUACGAGUCAUAGUGUUUCAAUAUCAAUUGGUACAUAGGUGUAUAUUAAAAUAUACCUGCAUUAGAUAGUAGAUAGGUAGUCCAGGUAGCCAAUAGAAAAUCUAUUAUUAUCUACUAAAUACUAAACACAAAAUACCUACUUACUUGAUUGUCGUACGAAAUAGGUAGGUACGCGCUGGAUGUUCCACAAAGAUUAACACAUUAUAUUAUCUCUAGAGAUAAUAAAAAUAAUCAACUUCUGUUUUUUUUUUUUGUUUUACUCACAGGAAUAAGAACUACAAAUAAUUAUAUUUCAAACAAUUUUUUUUGUUUUAUUACUUUUGAAAAUAUGAAUGUUUCAACUUUUAUUUUCAUUAAAAAAAUGCAUGAUUUUUAAUAAUUUGUUUACAGUUCAGAGAAAAAUUCAAAUUUAGUAUCGUUAUAUCUCAAUAACUAAUAAUUUGCAGAAAUUUAUUUUGGUACUAUCAUUUUUAAAACAUAGAUUUUGAAAAAAAAAAAAAAAAAUGCAAACAUCGAAUGAUAGUUAUAAACUGCACUUUUGUUUUAUACCGAAGAUAUGUUUAUAAGAUAAAUUCAAAAAACGUUUAAUAUCAAUUAUUCAUUCGUUUCGCUAUUUAGAUUAUAAUAAUAAAAUACCAAUAAAUGCUUUACACGUAAAACUGACAUCGCUUUACCUACUAACCGAAGCACAUUCUAAUGAUGUGCGAUAAUUUUGGACUACCUUGAGUAGUGCCUAUAGACCGGCGUCUUUUCUCUAGUGUUCACGACUGUAUAGUACCCAUCUUUAUCUUCUAUAUCUUUUAAGUCUAUAAGCAGAAUAUAUCAAGGUAAAACAUAUAUAAUCGCAUAAUUAAGCAACAUAUUUUAAACUGUGAACAUUGAUAAAGUAUACUUAAUCAAUAUUAAGUACUUAAGUAUAAAUUAAUAAAAUUAUGUUUUAAGUCCUCAAUGCAUUCAAAUUUUUAAUAUUGGGUUUACGGCUUAAAAUAUUUUACUUAAUUAAUUAUACAAAUAUAAAUGUCUUAUCUACCUUAAUAUAUUCUGCUCAUAAACUUAAAAGAUAAAAAAAAAAAAGCUAAUACUGGGGACGGGUGCGGCCACUAUUAUAGGUGAGAAGUUGGGAAGGAAGGAUAUAUACGGUUAUUUCAUUUAUGUCUGUAAGCAACGAUAAACCAUUUCUGACGAAAGAAGAUGCCGAGUGUAGUUUGAUAAUACAUAAUUUGAAGUGCCGGAAUUUUUUUUAACCUAAUCUUCCUACGCUUUUUUCCGAUUAUUAUAAAAAUUAAUUCGAAAAUCAAAAGGUCUCUUGUCGUUUUUCAAUUGGAGCGAUAUUUGUGCUAGAAAACGUGGUACGUUAUAUUUAAAAGACGAAACCGUAAAAAACUCGUAUUUUUUUCGCGGUUAAUCGUUUUUAAUUUAAAUACCGUUUCGAAAAUCAAAAUUUGACCUAUGUAUUUACCAAGUAGAUAAAAUUGAAUUUCAAAAAAGGUGCUACACUUUACAUCGGAGCAAGUUUUCUAGAAUAAAAGUAGUCUACAGUAUAAAAAUAAAAAAAUAUAGUAUUAUUGUAAAAAAAUAUAAAAAGCUGAUACUAGGGAUGGGAGCGGCCAUUGUUGUAGGUAAAAAGUUGAAAAAGUAGGAUACAUAAGGUUAUUUUAUUUAUAUCUGUAAACAACGAUAAACCAUUGCUUGACGAAAGACGACCCCGAGCGCAGUUCGUUAAAACAAUUUGAAGUACCGUAUUUUUUUUUUUUUCCGAUUUUCGUUUAAAUUUGAUUUUAAAACGCUUAUUAAAAAAAAAACGUGGUCCGAUUUUGAAAAUUGUACCACGUCUAGGUAAGUCCAAUAAAAUAAGUACUAUUACCAAGUUUCAAGUCUCUACAUGUAUUUAUAACUGAACUACAACAAAAUAAACUCCCAAAAAUUAAAAUUCCUCAAAAGCUCAAAAAUGGCUCAAAAGUGGCUAAAAAGUUUUGGUGAUGAUACCGUAAGAAAGUGAAUCGGCAACAAAAAAGGUGUCUUGUGAUUUUUCGAUUCAAUCAUUUUUUUCUGGUAGUAAACGUCGUCCGUGAUUUUAUAAAAUAAUGAAAUCGUGAAAUUAUAAAUUUUCCUAAUUUAAAUAACAUAAUUUCCUAUUUAAACAAAAAUUGAAAUAACCAAUACAUUUAUAAGUCAAAACUAUAAAUAGGUACAUUAAAAUAGAGAACAACAGUGAAACAGAUACAAUUUUAAAAUUCUAAAUUUUGUAUUCCAAUUGUAAAAGAUUAUGCGAUUUAUAAUUCAUAGUUUUUAAUAAUAUGUACCACCUAUAUAAGAAGAAUUAUAUAGAUUUAUAAUGUAUUUUAUAUUAAUAAUAUAUAAUAUUAUGAUUGUAUUAAAACAUUAUUUGUUUUUAUAAUGUUGGGGGUGUGGGGCCCCCAUAGGUCUUUGCAACCCGAAUUACGCCACUGUUUAUGCUUAAUAUAUGUUUCUUAAAAUUUUGAGAUACCUUUGUCCUCUAUUCAAGAUAGAAGAUGAGUGACAACUGAUAAAGAAUUAAUUUUAUCUUCCUGUCAAUUUGUUCAUAUUGUUUGAGAAUAAUAGUCCAUCAGUAAACAGUACCUGUUCAAUUAUAUUCAAUCAAAAUUCCAAGAAAUAAAACUUAUAGCUUGGUAUGUAAAAAAAAAAAAAAAAUAUAUUUGUAGGUGUAGCUGUAGCGAUACGAAAUGAAAUUUAUUUUUAUCGAAAUUGUAAACCGUAUCAUAAAUACUCGAUUCAACCAAAAGUUAUAAAAGACACCGAAGAAUGUAAAUUGUGGCAAGAAUGUGAUGAUGCAUACGAUUUACUAAAUAAGUUACAAAUGUUAUCGUCCUCCAUUGGAUUUGCCAAUCUUUCCACGACGUCACAGCAAAUGCUUUGCUCAAACGAGUGUCAUAUUGAAGAGUAUUUUGAAAAGUAUAAAACAAAUAAACUUAUAAAACAAGUGGGUACUUUUGUUACAUAUUGAUUUGACAUUGAGUAGGUAGUAUUUUAAACCGGUGAGUAACUAGGUAUACAUUAUUGUUAUUGUUAUAGCACACAAUAACAUGUGUUGUUGAGUUAAAGAAAAAUAUGAAAGAUGCUCACGGAGUCGGUUGUCUAGUAAUCGCAACCACUGAUAUGAUCAAUAUACUCGAUACAGAAUCGUUUAAAAUGUUGCCCGAUAAAUAUGAGGUAAAUUGAGUAAUUAUUUGAUAAAUACAUGUAUUUAGAUAGAUGUAAAUCUAUAUAUUAUAUUAUAUCUACAUAUUAUUGUUUGUUAUAAAAUAUUGUUUUAUGUUUUUUAACCGUUGUAUAAAUCGAUAUCGGUGAUCGGAUAAGUAUUUGUGUAUUUUUUUACUUUUUUAGUGUUUUUAUUUAAGGGAUCAAAGCGCACCUGCAUAAGUUUAUAGUUAUAGUUUUCAUACUUUUGGACCGACAAGUGGUGGAAAUUUAAACAUACUUUCCGAUGUCCGAUACACAUUUCUAAAAUAUUUAUGCAUUUGUUGACUAAUAUUAUCUAGAUUUCUGAGGGAGCCAAUUUUCGAUUUUCAAUUUUCAAGAUCUCCAAAAUUAUGAUAUUAUUUUUGAAAAUUCCUAUUUUCAUUUUGAAUUUAUUUUAGGCAUACCAAAUUUAUAAUCGACAAUGAACUUCCCAAAACACCAAGACAAUUUGUUAAAUAAUCCAAACAUACUUUAAAAAAUAAAAUGGAACGUUAGAAUGUAUAUCUAAUUUCUUACAGCUUAUUGGUCUAAAACAGUGAUUCCCAACUUGGCCGGUACAGCCCCCAAAUGGGAUUUUUUUUCUAAAAAUUUUAUCCACAGAGUACCUACCGAACAAAACUCCGUGAAAUUAGUGUUUUACUUCUACUUAUCCUUAGUCUCUUUUCUUAGACUCUAAGAAACUCUAAGACUUAGAGUGCUACUCUCCGGGGCGAAUGUAAAUUUUAAAUUAUUUUCAAGCACUUUUCGCGACACGGAUUGUUCGGCCAUCGUGACUAUUCAAUUAACGUGAUUAUUCAAUCGAUAGGACAUGGGUAUUAGCAGACCAAUGCUGCAUAUAGUGGUUACUAUUAAUAGUCAUAUUCGAUACCUAACUUGAUAUUUUCAAGAUAUUUAAAGAAUUAUCCCAUGUUAAUAAGAUAGAAGAACACCCUAUAAAACAAUAUCAUAUGUCUACUGAAAUCAUCCACCUGGGUUUUCCACCGAGUUCAUUAAAUCUACUGUUAACUUCUUCCAGAUUUUCUCCUAUGUAUAUCUAUAUUAUAUCAACUGCAAAUAUCACGCAUCAUGGUACCUCGCCUUGUAUUUUGUAACUUUAUUCGUUAUAACAGAAGAUAGAUAAGGACCUAAACCUGAACCCCGAAACCCAAAAAUAUUCCGUUAUUCCACACAUGCUUUUUACACUCGUACCUAUCUUGGUCUUUACACACAUCCUCUAUCAAACUAAUAAACAAUUUUAGGACCACAUAAGAACCUCUCACGGUACUCUGUUAUAAACGUUCUCAGCAUCUAUAAAGGCUAUAUAUGGAUUUUUACUCUAAAAUGUUCUACAAUCUGUAUCAAUUCUUCAUACAAAAACACUGGUUCUAUCAUACAUUUUCCUGGCAUAAAAUCAAACUGGUUCUUACAUAUUGCUUUCUCACUUCUAAUUCUCCUUUCUAUAACUGUGUCCCAAAUCUUUAUACUAUGACUCAUUAAUUUAUUGGUCUAUAAUUUCCACACUCUUGUACAUCUUUUUUUUCUUAAAAUAGGUAUUAUCAAACUCUUUAUCCAUUCUUCUGGCAUUUUCCCUUCUACUAGCACUUUAUUGAAAAAACUAUUUUAACCAACUUGACUCUUAACUCUCCUAAUAUUUCCUAUAGGUACUUCUACUGGUACUCUAUCUGAACCUAUUCUUUUUUUCUUUUUCAUUACUUUCAUAACCUACCACACUUCCUCCUCUUUUACUAAAUAUACGAAACCAUCAUUCCACGAAACUCUGUCUACUCGUUCAGUAAUUUCUCAAAAUACUCUUUCCAUCUCUACUUUUCAUCCUCAUAAUUCGUUAACACUCCUUUAUCUUCACAUUGUAUGCAUCAUAUGUUAUGAAAUAUUAAAUAUAAGUACUAUAGUAAUACUAAAUAUAGUAAUUCAUAAAUAGUUCUUACCACCUACCUAGGUAUUUAAAGAUUUUUUAAAUAUUAAACAAUUUCCGUUUAUAUUGAUAAAAUAAUCUUUAAUACUAACGUAUAUUGUAUUGUUUGAGUAGUUGCAGGGUGAAACAGCAUAUAUGUCUACUACUGGGCUGUAUGAUGUAGAUUAUAAAAUUCUUGUAGCUACAAGAACUGGCAGAAUGUACAUUUUUUCUAAAUCAUCGACAAGUGGUUAUAAAAUUGAAAUGACACACGCGAUUGUAGCUGUAAUACUACGACUAGACAAGUUUAUUUGUUGUACUAUAGACGGACUGUUACAAUGCUACACACUAAAAGUGAGAUAACUGAUUACAUGAUACAAUGAGAAAAUGUACCUAUAUUAUGAUUUAAAUGUUAUUUUUUUUUUUUAAAUAUAGUUAAUAAGUAGGUACUAAUAAAACCUUAGAAUAAUCCUUUAAUAUAACUACCAGCUACCCAUUGGCUCAAAUAGGGAAGGGGGCUUUAAAAGCUAAACCUCCAAACAAAUUUCCAUAACCUCCACAAAACCCUCCUAAGUUUUUUUUUACUGAUUGAAUGUUUUAACAGUUUAUGAUGCAAGGUAAAACAUUUGUUUGUAAUAAAAAAAAAUUUACCAUUGAUGAAAAGUGAAUGACAAAAAAAAUAGUCACGGUUUUACGGUAAUCAAACAGUAUGCAAGUGAAUACCUAUUUUUCUGUGCAUUUGUUUUCGUAUUUUUGAGAUUUCGUAAUUCAUAAUUGAACAAAUUGUAUUUAUCAUAAUUUUAUUUAUAAAUUAGAAUUUAGAAUAUUAUUGUAAUAUUGUACAUUAUAAUUUGUAGCUCAUAAUAUAUGUGUACCCACCUACUAUAAAUAGGUUGCGUACCCCAAUAAAGGGUUUUCACCACAUUAUUGCUGACUGUAGAAUGGGCCGUGCAUUUAUUGAAAUCUAAAAACACUGUCGUUAUAUAAAAAUAGAAUAUCUAAGAAAUUAAACUACAGUCAGUAACGUCAUUUCAGUGUUUGAAAUCGAGGGGGGCAGAAAAAUGUUUUGAUCGGCCCAUAAUAAAACUAAAAAAAAACCAAUUUUUCAAUUAUUAUUUUGUAUCUUAUUUAUAGUGUGUAUCAUUAUGGAAUGUAAAGUUACCAGGAGAUCCUAUGGCUAUGAUCGAUAUGUAUGUACAAAGCUUGUCCCUCGAAAUUACUAUUUUGUCUUGCAUUGUAACCAACUUAGACGGAAAUACAAAAGGGUUAAUUCUAAUGUAUUCCGGUUCGACAGUGAUUCACAAAAUUCCCACCGAAGAUCCUAUGACUUGUUUGAUUUUCGGAAAAUUUGGCCAAGAAGAAAAUGCACUAAUAAUGAUUUCUUCUAGUAAGAAAUUUUCUUUUUAACAGUUUAUAGGUGUCAAUAAAUAAUUAUUAUUAUUUUUGUUAGGAGGUAAAGUUGACAUAAAACUUUUAAAACGAACAGCAACAUUUGAUUUGUGUAUUCGUCCAACUUCAACUACACAAAGUAACUGUAAUUUAAGUAUACCAAAAAGAAGUAACGUGUUUAUAGAACAAACAUUACGAGAAAGAGAGCAGUGUAAGGGUAAAUCAAUCAAAUAUUAAUUCAAAUAUUUAAAUGUUUUGUGUCAAAUUUUAGUUUUGUUCUUAUAGAAAUGCAUUUACGUACCCAACAGACAUGGCAAACAUUACAAAUUUCUGUAUUAAAUGAACGGAUCAAUUCGAUAAAACACAAAAUUACCAAUCAAUUGUUACAUACAUCAGCUCAAGUAAUAUUACAGUAACAGUACAGUAUUGUGAGACGUAAUAAUAAGACAAAUUCUAUUUUAGCUUUUAGGUCUGGGACCUCGGUUCAAAAUCCGAUUAUAUUUAAAAAAUUUAGGCAAAAAAGCUUUAAUUGGAAUUAAUGUAGUUUUCUUAUACAACACCUUAUAUCAUACUAUAGAAUCGCCAUGUUGUAGUGUAAGUAUAAAAACAAAAGACCCAUAUUUUUUUUAUUUUUUUUUAUAUAAUGGAUACAUCACACAUAAUAUUAUUAUUCUCAUAUUUAUUGUAUGUGCAUUAGAUGCCUAUAAUUGUUCCAGAAAGAGAAAUUUACUGUGAAAAAUUUGUUACUUGUUGUACAUAUGGUGGGUCCGAUGAUCGAGCUAUAGACAUUAUAGUUAACCAAGGAACAAACAUAUUAUACAGAGCAAAAGUCAAUAUGCCUGUUUGUAAGUUGGUUAUUAAUAUUAUAAAAGCCAUAGCAAGAUUAUUAGGGAUAUAUUUAUUGAGGAAAUAAAGAGGCCGUUUUAAAAUUAAAAAAAAAAAUUAUUUUUUAAGUGUCCCAUAUUUUAGAUUCAGACUUAGCAAGGAAUGUAUUAUUAUUAUUGUAAAACCAAUAUUUUACAAUAUUGUUUAUUUAUUAUUAUUUUUUUAUCUCUAACAACUUUUCUACCAGAAUCUUGCUCCAAAUGUUAAGUAAAGUACCUUUUCAGAAAGGAAAUUUUAUCUGGGUGGUACUACAAGCAGGCCAUUUUUUUUUUAAUACAUAGGAUUUCCAAGUUUUUUUUUGAUUUUGGUCAAUAAUUAAAAAAAAAUACAAGGAAAAUCAAAAAAAAAUAACUUUUUUAAUGAUCAUCUUGAUCCAAAAUUUAACAAAAAAGGUUUUAAAUAAAGUAAUAUUUUUAGUAGAAAAAUGUGUAUUUGUCCCUACAUUUUUCUUAAGUUUCCUAACCUAAUCUAACCUCUUAGAAAACCAAAAAAUUUAAAAAAAUGCUUUCAGAAAAGGUGCUAUACUUAAAAAUCGCAGUAAGAUUUCGAGUAUAACAGUUGUUCACAGAUAAAAAAAAAUUAAAAUAAAUAUCACUGUAGAGUUAAUACAUUCCUCACUUCACUCAGAAUCAAUAAGUUAUAAUGGUAACAAUGAGUUAAUAUUUAAAUAUAAUUUUCUAGUCUAUAUAAUAUAUAAGUAUAUACUUCAAUAUAAAAUGUACAACAUGAUCAAGAUAAUGUAAAACACGCAUUAUCUUUGUAAGUAUUAACUUUUUUGGAAUUUGUUUGUUUUUAGAACAUUUUAGAAAUAAGUAGCUCUAAAAUUUUACUUUAUUCAUUUUUUGUACACUUAUUUUAGGGUGUAAAAUCACUACAUACUUUAGAUUUUAAAUGGCAACCUAUAUUAAAAAUUCAAUUAAUAGAUGAAAUAUUAGUUUAAAUCAAGUUUGGUGUUGAAAUUAUUGAUUUCUGUUAAUGCAUUGAGGGAUAUUAAACUUUUAAGUUUAAGUGGAGGGAUAGUGGUGGGACAUUAUGAUACACCACUACUUUCCCCCCACCAAAACAGAGUAGAAUAGCUCAUCAAUGGGUUGAGGGAAAUCUGAAAUUUUAAUACCAACAUUUAUUUAAACUAAUAUUCCGUCUAUUUAUGUAAUUUUUAAUUUAGGUUGCCACUUAAAAAUCAAAAGUAGUUUCACCCCUUAAAAUAAGGUUGCUAAAAAAUAAAUGAAGUGAAACAUUUUUGAACUGCUUAUUUCUUAAAUGAUCUAAAAAGAAAAUUCCAAAAAAAGUAAAAUGGUAACUAAUAACUAGUAAAGUUAUUACUCGGAGGUAAUCUUAAAAAAUACUUUCCGAGAUAUUGAAUGUCUAAUUGUAUUUUGAUCAUCCUGUAUAGACAAAGAAUCAAAAUUACCUAAACUACUAUUUCUAAGCAUCAUGACACUCCUUAAUAAUUUCUUUUUAAAUAAGGCUCUACAAGUAUUUUCAAAUUUGUCAUUACUUAUAGUUCUUCAAUCAUUUGUUUAAAUCUUAGAUUUAAAAAUUUUAAUUUUGUUUUAAACUAACUUGAUUUUUUUUUUUUGUAUAGAUAAUAUUCAAACAAGUUACAAUGAUGAAUUAAAUGAUAAUAAUAUAUAA